CUGUGAGUGGUGUUGUACUAGGUCCACUUGCGGCUGCUAGUUUAGUAGGUGCGGCUGGAUUCGGUUCAAGCGGUAUAGCAGCUGGAUCAACUGCAGCAUGGAUGAUGUCAUUGCAAGGUGGCGCUACCGCUGCGGGUAGUCUCGUAGCUGUUCUGCAAUCAGUUGGCGCGGCUGGAUUAGGCGUGACAGGAACUCUCUUAUCGAGUGCUUCGGGUGCCGCGAUUUUGAGUGGUUUGUCUGCAUAUAUCACGAACAAUCCAGAAAAGCUAGUUGAAUUAGAAAAUUUUGUUAAGAUAUAUGAGGAAG
Racocetra fulgida is the source of this 306-nucleotide messenger RNA. The record is from the annotation of a GenBank genome assembly. NCBI's taxonomy places the organism in Eukaryota, Fungi, Glomeromycota, Glomeromycetes, Diversisporales, Gigasporaceae.